Messenger RNA from Dromiciops gliroides (monito del monte), 9225 nucleotides. It is a transcript of the gene ARHGAP42, whose product is annotated as Rho GTPase activating protein 42. Gene Ontology annotation, cellular component: cytoplasm. NCBI's taxonomy places the organism in Eukaryota, Metazoa, Chordata, Mammalia, Microbiotheria, Microbiotheriidae. Gene Ontology annotation, biological process: signal transduction. The transcript is spliced from 24 exons. The record is from RefSeq and is a predicted model, not a curated record. Gene Ontology annotation, molecular function: GTPase activator activity; protein binding. Bases 514 to 3138 code for a protein of 874 amino acids.
AAAAGAUUGUCAGGAGAGAGGGAGAGGGAGAGCAGAGCUGCCGGAAGUGUCUGCAAGCAGCCGCGGGGGCCGCAGCAGCAGCAGCAGCAGCGGCGGCGGCGGCAGCAGCAGCUGUAGCCGCCUUAGCCAGAGAAACUUUCCAGUUUUAGCCUAGGAGCUCGGAGACAGAGGAGCCCCUCAUGCCCCGGAGCAACAAUGCAACCAUAUGACAGCCACCUAAUUCAACCCACUCCUUUGCCAUUCUCCAGCACUUCCCCUCCUUCGUCCUCCCGUGGAGAUUGAGGCAGGCUGGGAAUCUCUGUAACCCCUGCAAAGAAGCGCCUCGAGGAGGUGCGGGAUCGGGGGAGGGGGGCCCCCAUUUUCUGUGCACCUUUCUCUGCGCGCCCCGACCCUCCUCCUGCCGCCUUCCUGCUUUGGUUUUUGGUUUGUUCGGGGUUAGAUUCCCGAGUUGGCUUUCUUUUCUACUUGACCUGAAGAGUCCCAGGCUGCUGUCGCCGGCAUAGCGUCUGUGCCAUGGGGCUGCCCACUCUGGAGUUCAGUGAUUCCUACUUGGACAGCCCAGACUUCAGGGAGCGUCUGCAGUGUCACGAGAUUGAGCUGGAGCGGACUAAUAAAUUCAUUAAAGAGCUCAUCAAGGACGGAUCCCUGCUUAUUGGGGCUUUGAGGAAUCUGUCCAUGGCAGUACAGAAAUUUUCACAGUCCUUGCAAGAUUUCCAGUUUGAAUGUAUUGGAGAUGCUGAAACUGAUGAUGAAAUUAGCAUUGCUCAGUCAUUAAAAGAAUUUGCCCGCUUGCUUAUUGCGGUGGAAGAAGAGAGGAGAAGACUGAUUCAAAAUGCUAAUGAUGUGUUAAUAGCCCCACUGGAGAAGUUUCGAAAAGAACAGAUCGGUGCCGCAAAAGAUGGAAAAAAGAAGUUUGACAAAGAAAGUGAGAAAUACUAUUCUAUUCUUGACAAGCACUUGAAUUUGUCAGCAAAGAAAAAAGAGUCUCAUUUGCAAGAGGCAGAUACACAAAUUGACAGAGAACAUCAAAAUUUCUAUGAGGCCUCACUUGAAUAUGUCUUUAAAAUACAAGAAGUUCAAGAAAAGAAAAAAUUUGAAUUUGUUGAACCGCUUUUAUCCUUCCUUCAGGGAUUAUUCACCUUUUACCAUGAAGGAUAUGAACUGGCUCAGGAAUUUGCUCCCUACAAGCAGCAGUUGCAGUUCAAUUUACAGAAUACAAGGAAUAAUUUUGAAAGUACUCGUCAAGAGGUAGAGAGAUUAAUGCAGAGAAUGAAAGCUGCAAAUCAAGAUUACCGUCCUCCAAGUCAGUGGACAAUGGAAGGGUAUCUUUACGUACAAGAGAAACGACCUCUUGGCUUCACGUGGAUUAAACAUUACUGCACUUAUGACAAAGGGAGCAAAACAUUCACAAUGAGUAUUUCAGAGAUGAAGUCCAGUGGAAAAGUGAAUGGUGUUGUGACUAGCUCACCAGAGAUGUUUAAAUUAAAAUCUUGUAUCCGGAGAAAGACAGAUUCAAUCGACAAACGAUUCUGCUUUGACAUUGAAGUUGUUGAAAGACAUGGAAUCAUUACAUUGCAAGCUUUCUCAGAAGCAAAUAGAAAACUGUGGCUUGAAGCAAUGGAUGGAAAAGAACCGAUUUAUACUCUGCCUGCCAUUAUUAGCAAGAAGGAAGAAAUGUACUUAAAUGAAGCUGGAUUCAACUUUGUGAGGAAGUGCAUUCAAGCUGUGGAGUCUAGAGGUAUCACCAUUUUAGGUCUCUACCGAAUAGGAGGUGUGAACUCCAAGGUCCAGAAGCUCAUGAAUACCACAUUUUCUCCUAAGUCUCCCCCUGAUAUUGAUAUUGAUAUUGAACUAUGGGAUAAUAAAACAAUAACAAGUGGACUAAAAAACUACCUCAGAUGUCUCACUGAACCGCUGAUGACUUAUAAAUUACACAAGGAUUUCAUUGUUGCUGUUAAAUCUGAUGACCAAAACUACAGGGUGGAGGCAGUCCAUGCAUUGGUGCACAAAUUACCAGAAAAAAACAGAGAGAUGUUGGACAUCUUAAUAAGACAUUUAGUCAAAGUAUCACUGCAUAGCCAGCAGAAUCUCAUGACUGUCUCCAACCUUGGAGUCAUCUUUGGGCCUACUCUGAUGCGGGCACAGGAAGAAACCGUAGCUGCUAUGAUGAACAUCAAAUUCCAGAACAUUGUGGUUGAGAUUUUGAUAGAGCACUAUGAGAAGAUAUUCCAUACUGCACCAGACCCAAAUAUUCCUCUUCCUCAGCCUCAGUCCCGGUCAGGGUCCAGAAGAACAAGAGCCAUUUGCCUCUCGACAGGCUCCAGGAAGCCCAGAGGGAGAUACACCCCCUGCCUGGCAGAACCAGAUAGUGAUUCAUAUAGCAGCAGCCCAGAUAGUACACCUAUGGGAAGCAUAGAAUCACUGUCCUCUCACUCAUCAGAACAAAAUAGCACUACUAAGUCAGCUUCCUCCCAGCCACGGGAAAAAUCUGGAGGCAUCCCCUGGAUUGCAUCUCCACCACCUUCCAAUGGACAGAAAAGCUCAGGUCUCUGGACAACUAGUCCGGAAUCAAGUUCUAAAGAAGAUGCAUCCAAAACAGAUGUGGAGUCUGACUGUCAGAGUAUUGCAUCAGUCACUAGCCCAGGGAACAUUUCCCCACCAAUAGAUCUGGUCCAUAAGGGGCUUUAUGGACCGUCGGGACUGAAGCGAUCUGCAGCUUCCUCCCUCAGAUCAAUCCCUGCAGCUGAAGGAAACAAAAGCUACAGUGGAUCCAUUCAAAGUUUAACUUCCAUAGAUUCCAAAGAGACACCCAGAGCACCACCAAAUCCUGACCUCCCUCCAAAAAUGUGCAGGAGAUUAAGGUUAGACACUACAUCAAGCAAUGGAUAUCAGCGACCUGGCUCAGUAGUGGCGGCUAAAGCCCAGCUGUUUGAAAGUGCUGGAUCACUUAAGCAGGUUUCUGCUGGACGCCAAGCUAAAGCCAUGUAUUCCUGUAAAGCUGAGCACAGUCAUGAACUCUCCUUUCCACAAGGGGCAAUAUUUUCCAAUGUCUACCCAUCAGUGGAACCUGGAUGGCUAAAAGCAACUUAUGAAGGCAAAACAGGACUAGUUCCAGAAAAUUAUGUUGUCUUCCUCUAAUUAGAGUUAGUGGAUGGCAGUAUCUUCAUGGUAUCCAUGGUAACAAUCAUAGUAAUAAGUGCUAUGAUUUAUCUGACACAGAUACAGGGACCAGCCCAAUCAAUGAAAAUGGUCGAUUUUUGUCAAGUUCUCUACCAGCACUUUGUGCAGCUCCCCUGUCAGUGAAACAAAGUGGAUGUAACUCAUUGGCCUAUCUUUUCAAGCUGGCACCCUAUUUAAAUGACUUGUUUUUUUAAUCAAGAGAAACCAUACACCUUUUUUUUUUUCUUUUUCUUUAAACAUAACAAUGGCAGAAUUGGAAAUAGAAAUACUGAGUUGGUCAUCCAGUCCAGGCAACUUAUAGCCCAAGAAACUGCUACAAGAUUUUUGGGAGUCCUGACCAAAUAUAUUCAUCCCUACCUAGUGCUCCCUGAAGUUUCUAGAAACCAUGUGUCAUAAUAUAAUUUAAACUGUAUAUUUUUUUCUCUUUGGAAAAAAAAAAGUAUUGAGUUGACUUCUCUUUAUACGUCAGUUUUGCUGGUCCUUAGCAUUUCAAGGAAAUAGAUUUGCAACAUCACUUUAUGUUUAUUUGUUAUCUAAGGAGAUGAUAAUGUUCAUAUGCAAUAAUGUGUGUUAUCUAUGUAAAUGAGGCCAAAUUAGGUUAUACACUGAUUAAAACUUAACCCAUCCAGAAUGUGAUUAUUUUUUCCCAACACCUUCUUAGUUUUAUCUAUUUUACUACCAAAAGCCUCUUGAGAACAGGGACUGUGUCUUAUUUAUCUUGGGAUUUAUGUUAUUGCCUUGUACAUAGUAGGCACUCAAUCAAUGUGUGUUUUUUUUAAUGGAUAUCGUCUUUACUUCUAGAUUUUUACCCCUUUGUAUAAAUAUACUUAUAAAAUUUGUAUUUAUAUCCUGCUUGAGGUAUGAUAGGGGCUCUUCACAGAAACGUUUCUGAAGUCAAUAAAACACGAAUUAUAUAGGAAUACACAGUAUAAGUCAAUUAUAUAUGACCACACAAUGUACACACACAGACCCAAAUGUAUUACUACAACAUUUCAGAAUGCCUUAUUAAUAUUGGGGCUAUUUUUUGCUGAGAUUUUCUUCUACAGAUGACACAGGUCUUCUGUGAAGACAUUAGAUGGGCAAGCUAUAUAUUUUAAAGAUUCUACUGAACUGAAAAGAAAUAUAAAGAUCUCUACUGUUUAAAUUGUGUUAUCUUAGCUUCUUCCGUCUCUUUUGGACUAGAGUAAUAUCUGGGGCUUGGUAGUCUUUUCUAUCAUUCUGUUUAUAAGCUUUAUUUUCUUGGGAAUUAUAUUGAAUUGUCAAUGAAUAGAAAUAAGAAAGGAAACUAUUGUCUUAUUAAGUUUCAAAGUAGAUAUCUAGCACCUUAUGAAGCAAACAGUUGCCUAUCAUCUUGCAGGAAUGGUUGUCCUUGCUGACAGCUAUAUGUGUGUUCUUAGAGCUCUUCUCUCCACUGUGAGAGGUAUCUCCUAGGAUCUUUCCAUCCAGCUGGUUCAUGGAAACAGGGAACAAGGCCAUGACCCCAGCCAAGCUUGGUUGGAUUUGCCAUGUUAUUUUGUUGGCAAUAUCAAUAUUUCCCACAGGCAGAAAUAAUAAGGUGUUGACUGUGUGGGUCUCACUCUAUAUUAUAAUUGGUGACCUAAGUCUGUUGUAAAGUGACUUUCCUAAGGCUAAAAUAUACUCAGUUGCAGAAAAGCUAUGCCACAAAGUACUUAUGCUUUUAAAAUUGAAAAUGGAAUAAAGGUUUAGAAUUGAAAAAGAGAGAGAGAGACAAACAGGAGACAAAAUGUUCAUGGAUGAAAAGCAAGUAUGUUUGGUAAAAGAUAAAUGCUACAGACAGAAUGGUUUUAUAAUAUUGCAAGAAUCAGUGCUGGCAGGGUUUUAUAAAACAAAUAAUUGCUGAGAUGUCAUGGGACUAGGAGUCAGAAGACCUAGUUUCUAGUCUUGGUUCUGAGUUGUAUUAUAUUGGGGAAUUUAAGCAUUUAAAUCCCUCUGGGACUUCAUUACCUCAUUUGGAAAAUGAUAAAGUCCCUUUUUAUGAGUCUUGUAUAAUAAUAUUAGCAUCAGGCCCACAUCACAUUCCUUAUAAGUCAGUAGGCACAUGAAUACCCAUAGGGUCCUUUGCCCAUAGCCCCUUGGUUAGUAAGCAUCCAGGGAAUUUAACUCUGUGGUACUGACACCUAUUGUCUCUAUACCCUGUACCAAGUUUUUCCUUAUAGCACCUUUCUAAUGAGAACAGUGUUUGUUUUUGCUCAUUCUGCAAUGAUAAUUUCAAUUACAAUAACAAUUAUUUUCCUGUGCCAUUAAUAUCUUGUCAGAAUCAUGAACUGGAUCAAAAGUUUUAGUCUUCAUAAUAUUAUUUCAUGUUAUGAUAUGCUUUAGCCGUACGUGUGAAAUACUCACAUUUUAAGGCCCUUUCUUCAUUUGCUAAAACCUAGUCUUGGGUUAUCUUUUUCAAUUCACUUAAAAUUAGCUUGUGAAAAUAUUUUUUGAACAUACAUUUCCCAUAAUGCAGGAAAAUCUCUUAGAGUAAGUUUUUUUGUUUUGUUUUGUUUUUCCCCAAAGACCAUCUUCCCUUUAAUAGGAGACUCAGAACUCAAAUAUGUCUGCUGCUCAGUCAAGAAAUCUCUACCUACAUUCGAUUUUAAACCCAAACCAAUGUCCUCACAUCCAAAUUUACUGUAAUAUAAUUGCAGUAUAGUAGGGCUUAAUGGGUCAUUUUUUGUACUUGAUGUUUAUGAGAGUCACUAUACUACCAGGCAAAAGGUCGUAGCCAGAUUUCUUUCUUGCUAAUGGAGGUUCAUAGUCUGCUGCUGUUCUUUCCCUGGACAUUUUUAAACUAUUUUAUAGACAUAACGUGCUUAUUCAUAAACAUGCCACACCUUAGAGAUUUCAACCUCGUUGCUUUGUCCCAGCAGUUGUACUUUCUUCAUCUUUAUUGCUCACAAAAUUAGACCUCUUUUCCAAAGUCAUGUUGUAAAUGAGACUAAAGUGCCUUAAGAGCAAGUCUAUAUGAAUUGUAUGACUCCAGGUAUCAGGGAAAUGUGAACAUUAUGGAACAAGAAGUAGUAUUAUGCAGGCAGCCAGGCACAGAGUGGUCUUGGAGUCUAGAAGUCUUGCCUCUUGGCACAUGGUGGCCACCUGAUCACAGGUGAGUCACCUAACCUCUUUGUCCCAGUCAACUCUGACUAUAAGUUAUGGCUGCGAAUAUAAAUCAGUUUGGGGAGUUUUCCCUAGAGUUCUCUAUAAUGAUAAAAUUGGAGUUCCUUAUACCAGUGGUAUCAAACUCAAACAGAAACAGGAGCCACUAAAAUGUACAUAAAGAUCCCUUUGGGCUGUAUAUUGACUUAGAAAAACACAUUAUCUGUGUUCUAUUGUAUUUUAUUUAUUUUGUUAAAAAUGUCCCAAUUACAUUUUAACCUAGUUGUGUUGUACUCAGGAGUUUUAUGGGCCACGUGUUUGACACCUCAGCCCUAUACCAAUGAAAUAAUGGAUCUAGACCAAUGAUAAUGUAGUGCCAAAACUGGUGAUCUAGGAAGUAAUUUUAAUAAAUUUAAAAGCAUCCCACUUAUAAGCAGAAGCAAUUAUGUGACUAUGGUAAAAUUGUAUCUUUCAGUUCUCACAAAUGCUUUAUGAUUUGACCGUGACAAUUAUUGGUUGCCUAGUAAUCAGUGUGAAAUUGGCAUAUAUUAUAUCAUGGUAACUGUUAUUUAUGUCAUGUGAAAAGUGUCUCCGUGCAAGAUGUGUAUUUCUCCUACAUGUAGCCAUUUAUCUUAUGCCACUGCACCCUGAAAGUGUAAUGCAGUAGAACCUAACAAGUCAUCCAAAAUAUUACUAUAUUUUGUCACAGGAGAAUGUUCAAAAUCUGCACUACCUUUGCGUAGAGGUAUCUCCAUCUAAGAGAUAGCUGGCUGCUUACUCUGUGAGUUUUUUCCAAGUGUUUUUGUUUCUUGGGUAUGCCCCUUCUUAUAGUUCUGUAUUCCUAAAUGUGGAAUGGUUAUCAUUAACCAAAUUAGAUUUCUUGACAGUCUCUAUUUUGCCUUGUCCUAUCUCUACCCCUUUGCAGAAGCCAGGGAGAAAAACACUUACCUAAUAAUGCACCAUUAAUCCCUCUUAAACUAGAGGAAAUAUAGAUAUACUGUAUUGUUUUGUUCUUAUAUUAUAGACUAUUAUUUAAUUUCAAAUAUUUAAAUUUUAGAGAAAUACCAGCAUUAUCCCUGAAAGCCUACCUAAAGCCAUCCUUUUAUUUCCAUGACACACUUCCCCUCUUGUAGUACUCAUGGUGUUUGGUGGCCAUACCUGGUACACCAAGACAUAGAACUCUGACUGUGGAUGUAACCUCAGAAUGGUUCUAUAGACUGCAGGACCCCCAAAGUAUCUAAUCACAUAAUUAUGUUUUAUAGGCACAGAAGCCAUAGCACCCAGUUCUUCUCUAUAGACAGUACACAUUUACUUUUGUUUCACAACUAUAUUUGAAACAUACCUGUGGUAACCAUAAUCUAACUUUUGGGUACAUGAUUCCUCAAAGCAUAAAUUUCACCAAGAGAAUUCAUAUUCAUUUUUAAAAAUCCAAACUUUUCUAUUACAGACAUAUGACAAAGCCCAUGCACAUUACACGAUUAAUACGCAUUACAUGAUUAAUAUUCAUUAAUGUCCAAGUUAAUGGUAAGUAGUACCUGUGAUCACAUUCCUGGUGGACAUUAACCAUUGCACACCUGACCCCCUCACCAAAUAUAAUAUCCUAAUGCUGAAAACAAUGGAUUUUCUUCACCAUUAGCUUCACAAGAACCUGUCCACAAGAGCUUUUGAAGAAAACAUCAUUAUGGUUAUUAUUAUACAGGGCUGUUGGAUGUUCUCUGUCUCUCUCUAUGUCUCUCUCUGUUUCUUUCUCUGUCCCUAUGUCUCUCUGUCUAUCUUUCUGUGUCACUCAAUAAAUUAUGCCAAAAUUAAUAUGUUAGGGGCAUUAUCUCAGGAUGAAAGGCAGAAAUGAUCUGAACAAUUUAGCCAAAUCUUUGAAAGCCAUUUUGUGGAGAAUUUCCAAACAGACACACACACACACACACACACACACACACACACACACACACACACACACAUGCAUACAUAUAAAUAUGAUUAGAGCAUAACAUUGACCGAUUUUUCUUGCUCCUCUUUGAAGUUAGUUUUCUAUGACUGUUGUCUCCAUGCUACAGAGAAAAAUGCAGGUUGUGCUUUUACCAAGGUGUUUCAAACAACACAGGCAAUUUUCUAUUCUAUCUAAUCCUUUCUCUCCUCCUAGCAGCUGCUGCAAAAGGGUUUUCAUUUCAAUGGCUUUAUUCUUUCUGUAGUGUGAACCACUGUAGGUAUUAAAAAGUCACCUAUUUUGUAGCUGAAUUAGACCUCUCCCUUCUCCUUUUGACUUCACUGGCUAAUUUUGGGCAGUUGCAUAGUAGAAAUCAUGGUUACUUUUGUUCCUAACAGAAGGCUUUCCCUUUGAGGAAGAAAGAGUACUCAAUUUUGCCAUAUAGUUUUUACAGUCCCCCAAAUUAGUGGGAUUUGACCUGUCUGUGGCCCCAUGUGAAGUUAUGUAUCUACUCUUGCUGUCAUUCACAGUGCUUCCUCCCUAAGUGAAGGCAACACACCAACUUCCACAGAUUGUCAUAGUACUUCCUGCACAUUAUACUUGGAGUCAGCAGUAAUCUUUGGCUACUGGUGUCUAAGACUGCAAAACUGGUCUUAAACUCUGAGGUGAAACCUUUGCAAAUGCAAGGUCAUUGUUUGGCAGGGAAGAUGACAGGGUUUCCAAUUCAGAAUCCUAUUUAUAGUUUUUAUUUUGGAGGUACUGGAGUUUAAAUCACUCCUAGAUGUUUAGAUACUAUAUUUCAGCCCUAGGAAUUUCUCUGCAGCCAUUAAUUAACAUGACAAACUAUGGUAUGGUAUAUGAGAAAAAAAAAAGUACUCCAGUAAAUUAUCAUAAUGAGUUUUUUGUUUAUUUUGUAGUGUUUCUAUAUUUAUCUGCACUUUGUAUAUAUAUAUACACACAUGUAAAUAACCUGAUUAUCCCUAAUCUAAAUGGUCACAGUACCUUUGUUGUACUUUUACACUGUA